AUGGACAAUCAAUAUUACUACAAGCUGAUGGCGAGUUAUCUAUCUAAACGAAACUGCGACGAGUCAUUUAUGAGGUAUUUCUUCGGUAAGAAUGCAACAAAGAAGACCCCUGAAGAGUUGGAACGGGCUGAUGAAAGAAAAAGACGUUUGCAGAGGGAGAGAUCGAGACGGUAUCGCGCCUUGAAAAAUGCCCGGCGACAAAACGAAAACAGUCGAGACAGUAAUGAAAAUGAAUCUGCCAGGAGCAAGUCACGAACUCUUUCCGUGGACGAAGAGGUGAGCGAUUGCGAUGAGUCACCAACAUUGUGCGACCUGCGUGAGUUACACUAUGGUGAAGCAUGGCGAGAGCCAGCUUCCUCUGAUUGUGCUUCAGAUGAUAAUUCUGCGCAUUCCGUGCUCGAUCACACGCCUCCAGCCAACCUCUCACUUGACUUAAAAGAGUUUCUCAGUUCUAACACUGAGUUAGACUAUCCUACUGUUCACAGCCUUAUGUUUCACUGGCUUCAGACGUAG
Molecule: messenger RNA, 513 nt
Organism: Pieris macdunnoughi
Lineage: Eukaryota; Metazoa; Arthropoda; Insecta; Lepidoptera; Pieridae
Source: the annotation of a GenBank genome assembly